UCUGUUAGGUUGCGCACAUGCUGCAGUUUCAGUUUGUUUUAUUCACCAUUUUGAGUAGCUCAAGGUAAAAUUUUAACUAAAAUCGCGUUUGGAAAAUAAAUUCGUUCCCGUAUAUUUCGUUUUACGCAGGAGCUCGGGCGUUGGAACGUUUCGUUGCGCCCAUUGGAGUUGCAGAGCGGGACGAUUUCAUUUUUAUUUUCCUGGAUUUAAUUUCCCUUUCUUACAUUCUUAACCUCUACAGUAUUUCUGCAAAAUGUCAAGACCAGUGAGGAACAAGAAGGUGGUGAAUUACUCACAAUUCCAGGAAUCUGAUGACGCAGAUGAGGAGUAUGGGAAGAACUCAGACAAGCCUAAGAAGCCUCGUGCGGCUCCUCGCGAGGUGAAGCGCAAGCGGUCAAAGAACUCUCAGGAGGACAGUGAGGAUUCUGAUGAAAAACUCUCCAAAUCCAAAAAUGAUUCAGCAGAUGACUUUGGCAGUGAUGAAGACAAUGACUUUGGAGAGGAAGAUGAGGAGGAUGGAGGGAGCGACUACGAAGCUAAACGAGGCAAAAAGGGCAAGACAGCCAAGGUGGCAAAGCCCACUAAGAGGACACCCAAGAGAAAACGACCCACGGAUGACAGUGAUGAGGAGGUGAGCCGUAAGGUGCGUACAGUGCGCCAGGCCGCCACCAAGGCCGUGUCUAAACAGAGAGAGAUCUUGCUGGGAGACGGAGGCAGUGAGGACGAGGAACGUGAAGACAAGGAGGAGGCCUUCGCAGACCCUGAUGAGUCGGGCAGUGAUGAAGACUUCAUGGUUGAGGAUGAUGAUGAUAGUGACUAUGGCCGCUCCAAGAGCAAGAGGAGCAGCAAGAAGGUGAUCAAACGGAGCCGGCCAGAAAGGAAGGAAAAGAAAUCCCCCAAACCACGACUAAAGGCCACUGUGACCCCCAGCCCAAUGAAAGGAAAGGGUAAAGGUCGCCCCAGUGCUGCCAAGGCCCUGGAGAAGAGCUCGCCCAAAGAGGAGGAGGAAGAGGAGGAGCCAGAGAGCCCCCUGGAGGAAGAAGAGGAGGAGGAGGUGGUGGUGAAGAAGGACUCCUCCCCCACUCCCAAGAAAACAAAGGAGGCACCCGGGAAGGAGAAGAAGGAAAAGGAAGAUGAGGAGGAGGAGGAGGAGGAAGAGGAGGACGGAUCGGAAGAGGACGUGCCCUCUGGGGAAGACUAGACCCACAGAAGUCCCACCUCUCUUUCUCUUCCCCAUUCCCUCUCUUUACCUUCAAGUUUUUUGUUUCUCUUGGUUUAGAGUUUAUUUUGGUUUCAUUGGUGGCCUGGCUCAAUAGUUUGAACCUCAUGUGGAUUUGUUGUUUAGUGUUUGUUGUUUAGUGUCUGGCUUCCCGUAAUGACUGACUGACUGAGCACAUCGUAUCUGUGUGCAUAAGAACAUGCAUACCAUAUGGCUGUGAGGGAUGGAAGGAAAGAACAAGUGAGAUUUUACUCCAUCUCUCUGAACAUGUCCCAUUCCUCCAUCCCUGUCCCCUCUGCUCGGCUACACCUCUACUGGCACACCUCUCUUCUCUUUUUCAUCUCCCUCUCCACAGUGGCUGCAUUAGUCUUUCCUACACAAGUCUGUGUGAAGCUCAGAAAACAGUUAUUUGGGCUUUGUUAGUUUGCCUUUCUGAGAGCUCCGUGCUAGUGGACAUCUGUCCUCAACAGUCGCUUGAAGUGUAGAGUCAUUCCUUUUCUUUCUGCAGGCUGAUGGGUGUGCAAGUGAGCCUUCUAUUAAAAUAUAUAUAUAUUCUAGCAAUUUUCUUUAUCUGCUGAGUUCUCCAUUCCCCUCUCCGGUCUGACAUGGCUGGAUAGGUGAAAGCUAUGUAGUAUAACCCUUGCUUGACCUAUCCAGUAGUGAAAGAUCAGUGAUUACUGAGCCCUGGGCCUUUCUGGGUUAGGGUUUCCAUCUCUAUCCUGGUUUCUCAGUGGACUGCUGUUGUCCAAUCAAAGCACUUUUUUAUUUUUAUUCACUGUGCCACAAUACCCAUUGGUUUAGUUACAGCCCAACGCUGACUAAUCAGAGAAGGCCACACUGGAGACUCGGAGGGAGGAUAUGUAAGCGUGUUAGAUUGUUCUCCCUUAGGUCCUGUGCCCACUCACCCCAUAGCGCUGUGCCGACACUGACAAAGUGCUUUUUAAACUCUCAAACACUAUGUUUUAUGGUUGUUUUUUAAAUGUUAACUUGGUUGAAUUAAUGCUGUUGUAUUUCCACCUACUCCAAAGUUAAGCUCUGGCCCUGUGUCUUCACUAUAACACACAAAGCUUGUUAUUGAAUAUAGAACUGUCCAGUCUUGCUUUGAUUUUAUUAAAGCAAAUAGGCAGAAUAAUUGGCACGGGACAAAUAACAAUCAGCGCACACCCAACACAUUUUUACAUGAUAUUCAGUAUAACAGUACAUUCAUAGUACAAGGAACAGAGUUGAAGAUCACUUUGGAGUAGCAGGGUGUUAUUGUGCUUUAGACAGAGAUUGCUCUGAGCUGUAAACAGUUAAUUAUGUCGUGAGAGGGGGUCAUGGAAGCAGGUCUUAGAUCAGCCCUAAGAGAGCCUGUUUGUUUGCUGUGUGCUGGUACUACCAGUGUGUGGUUGUGAUGGAGCACACGCUCAGGGGGGUUGGUGUUUCCUCACCCUAGACCCUCUACCAUUGGUUUGUGGUUCUGAGAUUUUGGCUGCAUCUGUGCUGGGCAUGACACAAGCAUAAACCAUACACCCAUGCCAACACACACACUACCCUGGCAUGGCCAGGGCAUCCUUUCAAUGUUCAACCCUUUGUGCCAGGCAUCCACAAGCAUUUUUAAUUGAAUCGAGAGUUGUUUUUUUGAGAGCCCCUAAAAUGAAUGUUUUUUUGUUUUGUUGGUUUGUUUCAAUUCUCUAUUCAGAUUUUUGUAAUGUUUGUUUUUUAAGAAAAUAAAUAAAAUGUAUCUUGAUUUUAAAAAGAAAAGUCGACCCUAUCCAUCUGUUUUUCUGCUGGGUUUAGGCAGACUGGGGGAGCAGACCCAGCAACUCCUUUCUGUUCCACUCUCCUUUUCUCUCAUUCUAUUGCUCAUCUCACGCGCUCUCCCUCUCCUGCACUCAGCUCAUACUUACUCCUUCCCUCUCUCACACACACACACACACACACACACACACACACACACACACACACACACACACACACACACACACACACACACACACACACACACACACACACACACACACACACACACCUCAGACAGAAGUUAGGAUGUUGAUGUAGUCAACAGUGAUGCCGGCAUAUGUUUUUCUCUAUACCUCUCCUCUACAACCAAUAAAAACUAGCUGCAUUUCCCCUAUUCUGCCCUUCACAGAUCUGAUAGGACUGGAUAAGUGACAGCAAUAGAGCCCCACCGGGUGCCAUAAUACCCAGCGGUCAAACGGAAAUGGUUCUAAUUGUUUCUCCACCAUACAUUUUUAGAAACACUUAAAAUAAGGGCUGUGUUUUGUUUAGGCUUACACUGGUGAUGUUUUGAUAACCGUGUAAAUAUCUCUCAGACAAGGUGACUUAUUAUAUUUGGCUCUAUUUACUGUGAUUUGAAAAUGCUAAUUAGCAUCAAAGUAGACAUUAGCAAGACUACAAAUCCCUGCAAGCUCCUGCAUGUCAUCUCAAGCUGACAUCUUUGCUAACCGGUAAAUUGUCAAUGUAAAACUUGCACAAGACAGUUCACAGAAUUGUCCAUUUAAAGAAAUGUAGCCAAUUUAUUAGUUAAACCAGAGAUUCUUACCGUUUGCCUCGAUUCAUGGGUCUUAUCCAGAUCAUCAUGGCGUUUGUAGUUCUUUAUGAUAUCCACAUUAGCAGCUAAUUAGCAUUUAAUUUUAGGUGGGUAAAUACAGGCCAAUAUAUUAAGUCACAUUGUCCUAGAAAGAUUCACACCGUUAUCAAAACAUCACACCAGGGUAAGUACACAAAACACAGUCCUUAUUUUAUUUGAAGUGUUUCUAAAGUCCACUAUGAGAAAUGAAUGGUGGAAAAAUUAUUGGAACCAUUUCCUUUUUUGACCGCUAGGUAUUAUGACUCAUACUGUGGUACUCUAUAUGAAGGAAUCUAGGUCAAACCACUGCUUAUGCCUUUCCGGUUGUUUCAGAUCUGCAAAUAGGAGUGUACACGGGCAGAAGUGAAAGAGAAGGCAUGAAAUGAGUGCAAGAGAACGUUUGUUACUCCUCCCUGGGUUGAAAACGUUUUUGAGCCAAAUUGUAAAGCAUUCUUGGUCUGUGGUUCAUUAUUGUUUUCGCUGAGAAUAAAAGCUACUACUAAUUAAAACAAGUUUGGGUGCUUAAAGAUUGA
Oncorhynchus keta (chum salmon) is the source of this 4324-nucleotide messenger RNA. Its product is annotated as nuclear ubiquitous casein and cyclin-dependent kinase substrate 1-like. The record is from RefSeq and is a predicted model, not a curated record. Gene Ontology annotation, biological process: double-strand break repair via homologous recombination; interstrand cross-link repair. Gene Ontology annotation, molecular function: double-stranded DNA binding; single-stranded DNA binding. Gene Ontology annotation, cellular component: cytoplasm. Lineage: Eukaryota; Metazoa; Chordata; Actinopteri; Salmoniformes; Salmonidae. The transcript has 8 exons. The coding region runs from base 254 to 1201 and encodes 315 amino acids.